Molecule: messenger RNA, 3186 nt
Organism: Megalobrama amblycephala (Wuchang bream)
Lineage: Eukaryota; Metazoa; Chordata; Actinopteri; Cypriniformes; Xenocyprididae
Product: H-2 class I histocompatibility antigen, alpha chain-like
Exons: 6
Coding region: 383-1378 (331 amino acids)
Biological process (GO): immune response
Cellular component (GO): external side of plasma membrane
Source: RefSeq, a predicted model, not a curated record
GAAAGUAUGAAAAAACAUUCAAUACAAAAUAACACAAUACAAACAAAAAUGUAAUAGUAAAUCAUAUUAGUGCUUAUAAAAUUAUUUUGUUAUCAGUACAAUGUAAUAGACACUAAAAGGUUCUUAAAUGAAGUUCCGAGGAUACUAUAGCCUAUUUCAAAUAUUAUUUUCACAGUGAAAAAAGGGAAUUGGAUUUAAAGGAUUAUGACCACAAAGUAUGGUCUAUGAUGGAUUUAUCUGUUGGCCAAUAGCGUUACGGCCCGCCUUAUGACGAACUUUCAACACCUAAGAUGUUUCUCAGUCUGAGAUUCAUAAAGUUUUCUAACUCUAUUGUUGGACACUUUCAGUUCAUCAGUGAAUCACUAGAGCGUCUGGAAUAUGAAUGACAAACAUGUUUCACACGAUCUCGUUUAAAAACAUUUUCUUUAUAAAUGCAGUAAUUGUCGGGAUUAUUUCUCACUCUUGUCUAAGUGAUGCGCUUCAAGAGAAACACUUCCUCCACUAUAUGUUUACAGUCCUGACUAAAGCAGACACAUUCCCAGAGUUCAGUGCUGUGAUUGUUGCUGAUGACAGACGGAUCAAACACUUCAGUGAUGAAGAAAGAGUCUGGAUUCUGACUGAAGAUGACUGGACUGAACCUCCUAAAGAUCCACCUGAUCCUAGAAACUGGUUCCUACAUCAGAUCAGGACUCUGUCAAACUGCACAAACUCACAGUGUUCUGAUCAUGUUCUUCAGAGAAUAAUUGGCUGUGAACUGGAGAAACUUCCUGAUGGAACAGUGAAUCUGACUGUCUUUGAUGAAUAUGGAUUUGAUGGAGAGGAUUUUAUAUCCUUUAAUUCUGACACUAUGAAGUGGAUUGAUAAAAACCCCAAAGCCAAAGAAACUAAAAUGAAAUGGGAUCAUCAAACAGGACGAAACCAGUACAUCAAGUAUUUCCUCAAGACCUGCAUGAACUGGAUCUCAACAUUUAACAACACACAAAAAACUGCACCAGACGUUCAUGUCUUUGAGAGGAAAUAUGAUGAAUACAGUCUGGUUCUGACGUGUCUGGCCACUGGUUUCUACCCCAGAGAUGUUCAGAUGAACAUUAGAUUGUACAGAAACAUCCUUGAGGAUCAAACAUCUUCUGGAAUCAGAGCAAAUGAUGAUGAAACCUUUCAGAUGAGAAUCAGUGUGAAGAUCAACAGAAACCAUGAAGGAUCUUAUGACUGUCUGCUCAUUCACAGCAGUCUGACUGAACCAGUUUCAGUAAAAUGGGCAGGAAAUUAUACUGACAUUGAACCAGAAUCUCUAUGGCCGUUCAUAGUAGCACCGGCAGCACUUAUAAUUCUAGGUCUAAUUCAAGUUAUAGCUGUGAUUAUCUGCUGCAUCUCCUAAAGAAAAGUUCAGAAGGUAAGAUGAGCAGAAAUGCUGAUAAAAGUAGAAAGAAGAUGAUGAAGAGAACUGAGCAUGAUCCUUCACACCUCGAGUCCAGUGUUUUCCUCAAGAGUUCAGUGCUGAUGGAUUUACAGACCGGACUGAACAUUUUGUGGUUUAUUGGUGCUGAUUAGAAAUGCUAUUUAAUUAGUUUUAUUUGUCAGGGACUUAUACUGAAUAAAAUUGCUGGACAAUUUUGAACAGCAGAUGUUCUGUUUCUCUGUAUAUUUGUAGCAUAUGUUCCUGGUUUGUCCUUUUUUUCCUUUCACAUUUCUCAGGUAAAUGUCUUUCAUUUUGGUUCAUAAUGAACUCUGUCUCUUUCCCAUAUUCCCUUGCCACUCAUUAUUCUAAUCUCUUCUUAAUAAAAUGGAUGAGUUUCAAGCUCAUGUUCAAUUAGAGCAGGAAUUCAGAGUAGGGCUUGUCAGUUCAUGAUGGACAUUAUCAAUUGCUUUUCCUGAUUUGCUAAUGGUUGAAAAACACCCAUUGUGGUUUGAAAUUGGCCACUUAUAAAGACUCAUUUGGUUUUGCAUGUUCACUUCUCAGUAGUCUAACUGAUGCUUCCUUAUUAGAGAGAAAACACAGGUGCAUCCUAUAGUAGUCUUGUUUGUUGAACCACCUGACUUUUCUGGGUUUCAAACAUUUGUACGUAUUAUUAUGUUGCAUCUUAUGUUCUUUUGUUUUUUUUGUGUUUGUUAUUUGCACUUGAUUUAUUGUUACUGAAUCUAAUCAGAUAUUUAUUUAAAAAAUAUAUGAAAGUGUUUGAAUAAAUCAUCCAUUUUAUAAAUUCUUAAGAAGUGCAGAGCGCGACCGACUUAAAGGUAGAUAUUUACCCUGCAUCCAAUGUUUAAGGUCAGAACUGACGAGUUUGUGUCCAGGAAGAGCAUUCAGUUGGCCUUCUAAAGCAAUACCGGGACUGCAGUGAACGAAAUAGUUGAAAAUAUAAGGUAAUCAGAAUAAUCAAAAAUCUAAAUUAAGGCAUAACUAAUGAUUAAUUUCUCAUUGGAAACACAACCUAAGAAUAAGAAUCAUUUGAAAUUGGAGUCAGAUUAAACGAGUGAAAUUAAGUGAUCUUCACAGAGGUGCUGAAAAGACAUACACGCGUUAACCUUCGCCCAGGCCGUCGGAUUCCGUUUUUGGGCCAAUGGGGGGUUCCUUACACUAGAAUGAUAAUUUUUAUCAAGCUUGUAUAUUUAAGUUUAAUAAUUUCACUUAAAUGGCAAUGUAAAUGACCUAUUAAUUGUCAUUUAAGUGAAAGUACUUAACUAUACAGGCUUUAUAAAAAUGAUCAUUCUAGAAGAAAUUCAGAUGGCAACUCUUCACAUACAGAUUAUUUAAAAACAAAUGCCUAUUUUUUUAUUCAGGAGGCCAUGUUUUUGUUUUUGUUUUUUUACAUUUUCCUGUUUUUCUUUAACUGGUGUAUUUAAAGUAGCCUAAUCAAGUUAUUUCUUUAUGCAUAUGUAUUUUUGCAUGUAUCUGUUUAUUUAUUUGGAAAUGCAAUUUGUGGGAAAUUAUAGUUCAGAAAGGACAGGCGAGGACAACUCUAUCAAGGGCUUUGGAUUUCAACCAAAGAGACAAAAACCAGUCAACAUCACUCUGAUUGGUCGAAGCAGCACAUCAUCAUAACCCAACCAGUAAACGCCACUCUGAUUGGCCGAGGCAACACAACAGGCAUUCCGCGCGAGUGUUCAACCAUUGCAAAAUGACGGCACAGCUUUUCAGCCUGCAUUGCUGCAUUAUUUUUGAAUAAAGGUGAAAAUGGUGAUGCUGAA